This is a messenger RNA of Peniophora sp. CBMAI 1063, 888 nucleotides long. Lineage: Eukaryota; Fungi; Basidiomycota; Agaricomycetes; Russulales; Peniophoraceae. The record is from the annotation of a GenBank genome assembly.
AUGCCUCAACAUAUCCUCAAUGUGGCGUAUUCGCUGCUCAUUCUUACUUACUCCGGCGUUGUCACACAAGAGGGUUGUUUCAUGCGCUUCAAGGGGUUCAGGAGUGGGUAUAUCGAGUUUGUGUGCACCAACGAGGGACAGGACAACACUCAAGGCGCGGAGGCCCUUACUCUUCGCGCGCGAACUUACAAAGGAUACAUUCCGGAGGAAGAGGAUCUCAUGCGCUUCGAACGGUUCCAGGACGGCUAUCUCUUGUUCGUUCGUCCUGAAGGAAACGCAGAAGGGAACGUUGAUGCACCGAAUGGCCGAACGCCCAACGUCCAACCCGAAGUCUCGAAGGUCAUGAAGGAAGGUCUGAAUCUGUCUACGCAACAAGCCGCCCCGCAGAACGUGCUUGGUGCUUCUGUAGACUGCGCCAUCGAACUCACGGACACGGACACCGACGACGAAGAUGACGAUGUUUCGCCCUUUCGUCGGCUCGUUUCUGUCAAGCCCUCGGGUGGUCAGGUUGGUUUCAUCCAUGCCAAACCUGCUGUCGGUCGGGCUGCAUCUUCGGCGUCAACAUCGCAGACGCAGCACGGACGUGCUUCCAGGGCAUCCACACGCCCUCUCCCAACUCGACCGUCGAAAGACGAGAAAUUUGAUAUGGCGCUAUACAUCUUCAGCGAAGAUCCCAUGACCGAUUUCACGCAUCCCGAGGCGUGGGUAGAGUUCCGCAAGAUCAAAUACCACAAUAGACGCGUGACGACGAGCUGGGUGAGUGUGUACCAGCAUAACAGAGAAGAGAUCGAGGAGAGAAUUUACGACAUAGGCCGAGCGAAGAAACGGGCCGCUCGUAAGACUGUGCGGGCUAGUACCGCCCGGUUGUUGUCGGCGAGGGAUACAUAA